AGAUCUUCAUUGGCCUAAUAUUACCGGGAGGUGGAGAGAAAGGAAAAGCAAAUGACCAAUCGCGGGGCCCACCGCGCGCCCUGGUUGCCCCGGGAAACCUAACAGCAGGCAUCAGCGGGGCUCAGACCCGGGCCAGCGGGUCGAAUAUGGACAGCCAAAACGGGGACACCGAGGGCGAAGGCCGAGCCGAGGAAGGCCUGAUCAGGCAGCCGCCCGAGAUUAAGGUUAGCUCCGAACCUCUGACUCCGGCGGACCCUACGGAGCCGGAGCCGGAGCCGGAGCCGGAGCCGGAGCCGGAGCCGGAGCCGGAGCCGGAGUCGGGGCAGGAGCCGGAGCCGGAGCCGGAGCCGGAGCCGGAGCCGGAGCCGGAGCCGGAGCCGGAGCCGGAGCCGGAGCCGGAGCCGGAGCCGGAGGCUGAGCCUGAGCCUGAGCCCGAGCCCGAGCCCGAGCCCGAGCCCGAGCCCGAGCCCGAGCCCGAGACCCAGCCGGUGGCGGACAGCUUAAAAGCAGAGGCUUCAGACGAGCAUGAAUACACGCCUGUUGAGGCCCCGGAAAGUCCCAGGGACUCUGAGGUCGCGGGCGAGGCAGUAGAGGCUGCGAGCGAGGCGGUAUCCCAAGAGCCAGAGAGUCUGCCACAGACCAAGCCCAAGACCGAGGCGGAGCCCAAAGAGCCGGAGGACAAAGACGAGGACGAGGAUGAGGAUGAGAGCGACGAGGACGAGGAUGAGGACGAGGACGAGGACGAGGAACUCGACAAGUCGGAGAAGAAGAAGGGGAAGAGGGAGAAGACGAAGGAGUCACGGUUCCGGCCCUCUCUACCUCUGACCACGAUUGUUGAGGAGGCGGCUGCCCCAGCCCCACGAGCUGCGAAAGAGAAAGCAAAGGGGCCACAGAAGAGAGACAGUGAAGAGAUCGAGGUGAUAGGUGGAGAACCGCGCAAGAAAAGCACAGAAGAGCAUCUUCAACCUGGAGAGGAGAAGGAAGAAGGGGAAGAGAAAGUAGAGAAAGUAGAGAAAGAGGCGGACGCUGAUGAGUUUGAGUGGUCGGCGGAUGUGCGGAAGCUGCAAGAGCAGCAGCUGCGGGGCGAGCUGGUAGAGCAGUAUCACUCCCUGCUGGUGGAGCGUAACCGUUAUCAGCGCUACAACGUUUACCUACAGCAGAAGAUUCAUGAGACCCUACGCAAGAAGGGUCUGGAAGCAGCAGCGGAACCUGUGGACAAGGGCGCUGAACCAGAAUCUCCUGAGAAAGAGCAAGCAUACUUGCGCUAUCUGGCCAUGCUGGAGGAACUGAAGAAACAAGAGGCAGAUGACUUAGAGUGGUACCGUCAUGAGGUGCGUGAGCUGAAGCAGCAGUGCCAGGAGAAGCAGGCCAAGGUGGAGAAAGAGUGGAAGCGUUUCCAGGCCCUCAAGAAGCAGGUGGUGAUGCAGGUCAUGGGCAGUUGCCGCAUGCGCGGUGGGCGCCAGGCUGCUCUGAGAGAGGUGGAACAGAUUCAGGCUCUGGAGGAUAAAAAGGAGAAGGAGAUGAGCGCCGUGCGUCUCGAGAACGUGCAGCUGAAGCAGAGCCUGGUACACUUUGAAACCAGGAUGAAGGCCCAGGAGGACUUGGCUGAGGGGCUGCUCCUCAUCGACUUUGAACAGCUAAAAAUUGAGAACCAGACCUUCAAUGAGAAAGUAGAGGAACGAAACGAGGAACUUUUAAAACUGCGUACUAAGGUGACCAGCAACGUCCAGAUUAUAACACACGUGAAGGAAAAGCUGUCUUUCAUAGAUAUGGAGAACUCAUGCAAAAAGGCACAACUUUCGGAGGUGGAUGCCAAGGUGGCCCUAGGAAGAGACCUAUUGACGAAGACAAAACAAGCCCGAGACAGCCUGCGAACCGACAACGUCAAGUUGAGUCAGAAAUGUGGGCUUCUGGGUAAGGAAUCACUGCUCCGAGACUUGGAAGAAAAGGUGGAGAAGACAGAAUUGCUUAAUAGGCGCCUGGAAUCCCUGAAGCGCCAUCACGCCGGGCUCGCCUUGUCCUGCAAAGGGGUGAAGCAAAAAAUUAGGGAAGCCAAAUCGUUCCUUCCCUCUUGACAGUCCUUGACAGGACAGUUGGCAAAAUGUCUGCAACUCCAGAAACUGUCCCUUACUCUCUUCUGCCUCUUGAUUGUCAUUCUGUGGAACUUGGAAUGCAACUUUUUGGUCUGGCUUCCAGCUUUCAAAUUUCUGAUGAACAUAUCCAUCUAGCAGUAGGUUCUACAUGAGGUUAAGUAAAAUAUAUCUAGAGAGUGGGGUAAUUAAAUUGACUUCUGAUGAAAAGCCUUUAUAGCCAAGUAGCCCCGUAGUCUAAAGGAACUGUUUCUUGCCUAUGUCUAAGGAUGGCUUAAAGGUUCAACGAGUGGGCAAGGUACAGAAAACCUCUAUGCACUGAUCCGAUGACUCAGUUGUCUUUGUACUAAUUAAACUUAAGAGUAUUUAA
Rattus norvegicus (Norway rat) is the source of this 2460-nucleotide messenger RNA. NCBI's taxonomy places the organism in Eukaryota, Metazoa, Chordata, Mammalia, Rodentia, Muridae. The record is from RefSeq and is a predicted model, not a curated record.